UCAGUGCGUGUAAACCGGAUAUCCACGAAGAUAGAUGUGAUGCCUUGAGCAGGAGCUGUUAAACAUCUGUUGAAAGAUUCAGUGAAGAGGAGGAUUUUCAUUGGCGAAUUUUCUUAGGGCAAGUCUGUUACUGCCUGGGCAGGUGAAAUGGCGUGUGCAAAAGUGCCUUUAGAUGAACUGCAUGUGAUUGAGCCCUUUGGACCACAAGGCAAAGAACGCUCCCUACCAGCACUGCACCCUGACCGUAAAGAAGAGAGAUGUUUCUUAACCUAUAAAGCCCCACCUGAAGAUGGCACACCUGUGCUGGUGGAGGAGUUUCUGGAGAAUGCUCAGUUCAUCUCAGAGGAUCUGGAGUGGCUGCUGGCUUUACCUCAUGACAAGUUCUGGUGUCAGGUGGUAUUUGAUGAGUCAUUGCAGAGGUGUUUGGACUCUUAUUUGAGACACGCUCCACGUAGUUUGGACCCGUCUGGUCUCUCAUGCACUCCAGCUGUGGCCGACAUGCAGAGGAACAUUCACCGCUCUGUGUUCAUGGUCUUCCUCAGAAUGGCUACGCACAAAGAGUCUAAGGAGAACUUCAUUACCCCUGCAGUGUUUGCAGAGAUUAUUUACAACAACUACCUAUUUGACAUUCCCAAAAUUCUGGAUCUCUGUGUGCUCUUUGGAAAAGGAAAUUCCCAACUGCUACAUAAAAUGAUCGAGAACAUUUUUACUCAACAGCCCAGUUAUUAUGGAGACCUAAAUGAGACUAUACCUUCUAUCAUCCAGGUGUUUGAUACGAUAUUACAGAAGUGUGGAAUUCAGUCAGAGGACACAGGAACCAGUCAACCCCUUAAACUGAAUGCAAACAAAUGCCUAACUGCCAUGACCAUGCCAGAGGAGGAGCUUGCAGACUUGGUUUUGUACUUGUGUGAUACUUGCACUACUAUCCAUUCUUUCCUGGACAUCUUUCCUGAGGCUUGUUCUACCUUUAAAGAACACAACUUUCUUAACAGAUUAUCAUCAUUCUAUGAGAUGGCAGUUCCAGACCUGGAGAAAGCAGUGAAGAAGAGAAAUUUUGAUAAAAGUUUACAGGAGGACAUGUGGAGACGGAUAUCUCAUUCAAGAAAGAAAAUGGUGGAGAUUGCUCACCUGCUGCUCCAACACACGUGUUUACAACCCAUACUGGAGGGCACUGAAAACAUGGUAUCCUAUGUAGAAGAUCUUCUACAGAACUUCACAGUUUUCCUUCAAGAGAAAAGAUUUCUGGCAGAUUAUGAUGAACAGUUCCCUGUAGCGGAUGAUAUUAGUCUCCUUCAGCAGGCCUUCCCUCAUUUAGAUGACACCAGGACGACUUACCUGUUGCAGGGUGUAGACUCUGCUUGGGAGUUUGUGGGGAAAAAGAAAAGCUUCCCCUCAUCAGCCAAUCACAGUGCAGGAGCCAUGGGCAAGGCUGGCAGAGAUUUAGCAGCUUCCCAGAAGGAAGGAGCAGGAGUGUUGGAAGACAGAGAGGAGUUGAGAGGAGCAGAAGCUAUGACUGAUAUUCCCCGUAAGGGUGACAACGGGGAAGUGUGCACAGUGAGCUCUGGAGAACUGGAAUCUCUGCUGUCCCAUAUCCGAGACCUGCUUCCGGACCUGGGAGAGGGAUUCAUACUGGCAUGUUUGGAGGAGUAUGGCUACAAUUCUGAACUUGUCAUUAACAACAUCCUCGAAGAUAAUCUGUCUCCUUCUAUUGACAAACUGGACAGGACAAUGGCCAGGCCUGUAAAGGAGGAGCUUCCCUCAGUUUUGAGCACCAGAUCAAACGUGUUUGACGAUGACGAGUUUGACGUGUUCAACCGUGACCGACUAGACAUGAGUCGCAUUUGGAAAGGCCGGAGACAGGGGGAGAGUGUGCGUGCCACGCUCAAUGACAAGCAGCACAUAGAAGAGCAGAGAGCGAGAUAUCAAGCCUACCAGACAGUGGUGGAUGAGAUUCCCAUAACAAAUGACCCCUCUGGAGACGGUAGUAAUGCUUUCGCCAUGGAGGAUUAUGAUGAUGAAUAUGACGACACGUAUGAUACCAACCAAAUAGGAGCCAAUGAUCUGGACGAAGAGGAUGAACUAUUGAACCGCAGGCCAUUUACUACCCCACAAGUUCUCAGAACAGGCAGACAGGCUCGGGAGGAUAAUGAAGACGAGGAUGAGGAGGAAGAGGACAAGAAUGAGGCAGUGAAGAAGGAUCAGUUCAUCCAGGACCCAGCAGUCCUCAGAGAGAGAGCCGAGGCCAGGAGAGCUGCUAUGCAAAGCAGGAAAGGUUACCGACCGCCGCCAUCAAGUAAUGUGGCAGGUGGGCCAAAGGGACGGGGCCAGACGCAGGAGACCGUUUUGGACCGGCGCAGAAAAGAAGCGAAUAAAAGCAGAGGAGCUAAUCACAAUCGUAGAACGAUGGCUGACAGAAAGAGGAACAAGGGCAUGAUCCCUUCCUAAGACUUUUACAUUAACAACAGCACACUGCACAUUCUUGGAGAGCUAAAAGCAUAGCACCUGAAGUCAAAUGUAGCUCUCCACUUAUAUAAGAUCGAUAUGCAUCGAGAUGACACUCUGGUCUAUUGCAUAGACCUGUUAUUCUUUCAGAUUGAAAAAGAGUUCUUAAUGAGUUUAUUUUCUGAAGUUUGAUGUUUGAAGUGCUUGGUGAAAUGCACAGGGAUGUGUGUCUAUAAGGGAUCAAGAUCAUAUCAUAUUUUUUUAAAUGUUCUUUUUGCUAGUGAUAGUCAACAUAAUGUAUGACAAGCAAACAGAGUGUUGUAAGGCAAAGGAGUCGUUGUCUUUUGCCCUGUAACACAUGUUUAUUGAACAGAGAA
This is a messenger RNA of Labeo rohita (rohu), 2819 nucleotides long. It is a transcript of the gene ascc2, whose product is annotated as activating signal cointegrator 1 complex subunit 2. NCBI's taxonomy places the organism in Eukaryota, Metazoa, Chordata, Actinopteri, Cypriniformes, Cyprinidae. The transcript has 19 exons. The record is from RefSeq and is a predicted model, not a curated record. Bases 148 to 2445 code for a protein of 765 amino acids. Gene Ontology annotation, biological process: regulation of DNA-templated transcription. Gene Ontology annotation, molecular function: ubiquitin binding.